GUGUUUUUCUCCGGACUGUCGUCGCACGUUGUUUCUUCUCAUGUUUUCCUGAGCAGCGAACUCGCGAUUACACAAUCCACCGGAAGAAUUUCCAAACAUUUGGAAAGUUGCGAAUACAUCGUGAAAUACUUCCUUUAAGUAUCGUAAACUCCGUCGAGAAGCAGUUGGUUCUGAAGAUAACCACCAAACCGCUUUGGUUGUGUUCAAAUACUGAGUAAAUAUCUACGAAGGAAAUGGAAAUGUCGCUCGAUAAUCUCAGCUCAGCCCAGAAGGGAGAGCUGAUGGACCAGGUUAAGCAGCAGAUUGCGCUGGCCAACGCACAGGAACUGCUGACGAAAAUGACCGAAAAAUGUUUCAAAAAAUGCGUCGGUAAACCGGGAACGGAGCUGGACAGCUCGGAACAGAAAUGCAUCGCCAUGUGCAUGGACCGAUACAUGGACUCGUGGAACCUGGUAUCCCGAAGCUACACCCAGCGGAUCCAGCAGGAACAGCACCGGGGAUAAUAGAGAGGCUACGUAGUUCGGAAAAAAACUUCCCGUUAAAAGCAUUCUUAUUCAGCCAACCCUACCGAUAGCGAAACAUUUAUGGAAUAGGCACUUUUAACAUUUUUUUCCCCGUUAAGUAAGUCAGCUCGUUCGUUAGGAUGCUGUGCCGUUAAAGGCAGACGUAGAAAACUUAAAAUAAUCAUCUUGCGUUUAAAACUGAUAAAAUCACUAUGAAAUAGGAAACUACCUAAUUAUUGUUAACCUCCAAUACGAAGCAGAUUUGUAGUAGGUUUAUCAUAAAUAUAA
This is a messenger RNA of Uranotaenia lowii, 791 nucleotides long. Its product is annotated as mitochondrial import inner membrane translocase subunit Tim13. The record is from RefSeq and is a predicted model, not a curated record. The transcript has 3 exons. NCBI's taxonomy places the organism in Eukaryota, Metazoa, Arthropoda, Insecta, Diptera, Culicidae. Bases 234 to 503 code for a protein of 89 amino acids.